GGCCCCCCAUGGCUCUAAUAUUUGGGAUUUCUCCAACAUAUUUAUUCCACCUUUUUUCCAAAUACCAGCGAAAAUAACUAAAUACUGUGGCAUCAAUCUAGACAGUGAAGUUGAUCCUACACCAGAAGAAGCAUGCAGAAUUGUUAGAAAUGCGACCCUGCAUCAGAGGAAGUGAGGUAUUCAUGCUCUGAAAUGAUGUCUGCAACUUCUGUCCACUGUGUGGAGCCAAAUUAUUUAAUCUGCUGACAUUGUGUGUGAUUGUGUGCUACUACAAAACAAACUAAAUAUUUCCGUUAUGGAUGCAUUCCAAAACUCUGUAAGAAGACCCAACUAUUUAUCUAGUUCAAUAGAUGUAUUAUUGAUCGAACACUAUUACUGAGGCAGGUCUACUCAGGCAGAUCUGUAAGGACUCAGAGUUGACACAUAACAUUUGAUGAUUGGCAAAAAUCCAUCACAAAAAGAGCAGUCAAUUUCACUGUUAAACACAAUGUUGAUAACUGUGCCUAUUGAGGAAGGUUGGCUAAACGUUUUCUACAUACUUAAUUUGUAUCAUGUAUCAUUAUGUAACCACCAUUAUUUGUAAUUAGUUUUUACUCUGAGCCUUGGAUAGUAUUUUUUCCUAAUAAUGGCGCUGAAGGUUGCAGAGCGAAGACUACAAAAAUAAAAAAUAAAAAAUAAAUAAUUUACUAAAAAAUAAAUAGCCAGUAAUAAUUAUCAACUAAAGUUAUGCAAGGGUUUUCACUGGUGGUAAAUGGCUGUCAGUCAGCCUGUGGGCGUUCCAAACUCAUAAGUGUGUGAAACGCUGGACUAACGUUACAGAGUGAGCGUUGUUUUCAGAUGUGCCCUGUGACAGGUUACAUGAGUGCAGCAACUUAAGUAGCCUAGUUUUGCAGACAUGUACCAAAGAGCCGGAGCUUUGAGGAAACGUGUUAGUGGUUGAUACCCACUGUCUUGACGGCUGUCUUAUCUUUUUAGAUUUUUUUUUUCAUUCGUCUGAAGGUGAGGCUUGUUAUGUCUGCGAUAUAGUCUAAAUCUCCUCCGUGAGAGUUUGUGGGUCCAGUAGACUCACUUUGUUUUUUGGUGGGAUAUGGCAGAGUCAUCACAGGAACUGAUUGAUAUUGAUCCGGAUUUCGAACCUCUCUCCCGACCACGGUCGUGUACUUGGCCGUUACCUCGACCCGAGUCCAACGAACCGGACAGCUCAAACACAUCUUCGCCUGCGUCUUCGGUUAAACACGAGCCGGGCAACAGUGUUGAUUAUAUCGGCAACCAAAGUUUGCUGGAAGAAACAGAGGAUGUCACCGACAGAAAAACAAUAGUUUUGUGCAGUGAUUUCCUGGAGAAUUGCUGUCAUCGUCUCACUCAGCAACACCAACGGCUGCUGCAGCAUCCGUCGAGUCCACAACUACCCCGGCAGCAACAGGUGCCCCCACUUUCGCCAGCAAAUGGAUCGAGCUCCAUAGCGGCCCCGUUCCAGAAGAAGGGCACUUCUUCCAGACGGAAUGCCUGGGGUAAUAUGUCAUAUGCCGACCUCAUCAGCAAAGCAAUCGAGAGCUCCCCUGAGAAGCGGCUCACCUUGUCUCAGAUUUAUGACUGGAUGGUGCAAAGUGUGCCUUACUUUAAGGACAAGGGAGACAGCAACAGUUCUGCCGGAUGGAAGGUAAAGAUGUGUCAUAUCGCUCAAAUGGUGGGGCGUUAUGUUUUAGUAACUUCUAAAGCAUCUUGCAUAUUUAGUCGUCAGUGACGGGAAAUGUGUUUUGAUAGCAUGCAUCUAAUGAAGCUACAAUGCAAAGCGAUGAAAGAACUACAGUCUAUGGAAAGAAUGCACGCUAGUGUGUGUAUGUGUAUGUGUGUAAGCAUACGUGUGUGUGUGUGUGUGUGUGUGUGUGUGCGCGCGCGCAUACAUGCAUGUGUAUGUUACAAAUGUAAGGGCUGUUUGUCAACACGAUGAAGCUGGAGGCAAGAUACAACAACCUGUGGGAAGCUCAGAAAUCAUUUAGGUCAGUCAGGCUGUCAUGGCUCGUGGUCCCAUUUCAGUGGCCUAUGACCUGUGACGGUAAUGGUAAAGAAGAGGCCCUUUGGUUGUCAUGUAGCAACAGGAAUAUCUAUCUGAUUAUUCAACUGAUUUUAGUCUUCCAACAACAAAUCAGUUGCAGUAGGCAUGUUUAUCAUUGUUUAGAGGGCAGAACAUCCCUUUCUUUUGAUGUUUAAGAAUGAUAAGGUUUUUUUUUUUGUAAUAAUAAUAUCAAUUCGAAUUACUAUGUUAAUAUGUGUCUUAACAAACGCCCUUAAACGUGUUAUAAUCAUUAUAGCGGUGGUAAUCUACAGAUGUUCAUUUCACGAACACGUAUUCCAGUGUGUUAUGGAGCGCUAUACAAUCCUGCUCCCCGGGGGAGAGUUUUGAGAGGUGGCUGUGCAAAUGUUUAACCGCAGGUUCAGUGUCAUCCGACGAACCCCGUAACCCCGUGGAGCUUUGAACUUCUGAAAUAGAUUUCCUCCACAGAUGCUCCUUCCCCUGUGCGGGUCUCUCUCUCUCGCUCUCUGUCACACUCUCAUGCCCACAAACAGGCCGGUGGCCUCACGAGUAGACACUCGUUCUGACUGGUUAACUCCAGAGCAAACAAGAGAAUCUGCUGUCAUUACAAGUGUCCCCUGAAGUAGAAAUCCCUUGGCAAAGUAAACUACACAGGCUGGUUAUGGCAGUUCAACUUCAAUAUAUAUAUAUAUAAAUAAGUUGGAGACACAUAGUGUCUGUCGGUUCUUGUCAUUUUAAGAAUCGCCCAUCAUAGGAAUGAAUAUGCUAUAUUUUGAGGUAACUAUCACUCACAGUCCCACAUGCGCACACUCAGUUCUUCCUAUAGGCAACAUAGGCCUAAUGCUACAUUAUAAUGUAAUACAACAUCACAUACAAUAGAGUACGGUGCCAUGUCAGAGUCAGACGCCAUGCACAGUCAGGACUUAUACUAAGCAACAUAGGUGUCUACUUUGGCCCCAGUAUCACCCUAGGAUAUGAUUAAUAACGGUGGGGGUGCAGAGUCUUUACUGCAUACAUUUACUCUUUUCUUGAUUCCCUCAGGACUUGCAUGGAGAGUUUUAGUGGCAUCAGCAGCAGCAGCCAUAGUAGUAGCAGCAGUAGUAGUAGUAAUAGA
Messenger RNA from Clupea harengus (Atlantic herring), 3149 nucleotides. RefSeq names its product forkhead box protein O1-B-like. The transcript has a single exon. The record is from RefSeq and is a predicted model, not a curated record. Bases 1088 to 1744 code for a protein of 218 amino acids. Lineage: Eukaryota; Metazoa; Chordata; Actinopteri; Clupeiformes; Clupeidae.